Molecule: messenger RNA, 1705 nt
Organism: Papilio machaon (common yellow swallowtail)
Lineage: Eukaryota; Metazoa; Arthropoda; Insecta; Lepidoptera; Papilionidae
Product: deoxyribodipyrimidine photo-lyase
Exons: 7
Coding region: 153-1685 (510 amino acids)
Biological process (GO): photoreactive repair
Molecular function (GO): deoxyribodipyrimidine photo-lyase activity
Source: RefSeq, a predicted model, not a curated record
UUUGACAAGACAAUGACAAUUAAGCAAAGUACUAAGUCAAAGAAAAGGCGGGAAGGGUGAAAUACUAAGAAAUUAAAAAAGUGUUUUUGAAGAAAUAAAUAAGUAUAAUUCAAAUUAUGAGAAGGUGAAAUAUAUCUUAUUAUGUUAGAAAAAUGGCUCCCCCCGCAAAGAAAAGAAAGUUAUCAAUUGCUUCUGGAAGCUUCAAAAACAAAACAACCAAGUCGAGUCUUGCUGACUUCAUAAAUAAUGUUCAAAAGAAACGAGAAAUUACAGCGGAUUCAAUUUUAGAUUUUAAUUUCCAUAAAAAGCGUGUACGUAUAUUUUCACAAGUCCAACUUGUACCUGACUAUUGUGAAGGCAUAGUUUAUUGGAUGUCGAGAGACUGCAGGGUACAGGACAAUUGGGCAUUUCUGUUCGCUCAGAAGCUCGCUCUUAAGAACCAGGUUCCACUACAUGUCUGUUAUUGUUUGGUUGAGAAAUAUUUGGAUGCAUCAUUGAGACAAUUCCAUUUUUUAAUUAAAGGUUUACAAAAAGUUGCAGCGGAAUGUAAGAAAUUAAAUAUUUUAUUCCAUCUACUAGAAGGAAGUGGUGAUAAUGUUUUACCACAAUGGAUUAUUGACCAUAAGAUUGGGGCAGUUGUGUGUGAUUUCAAUCCUCUGAGGAUACCUACAAGUUGGGUUGAGAAUGCAAAAAACAAAUUCAGUCAGAAUGUCCCUUUCAUACAAGUGGAUGCCCAUAACAUUGUGCCUUGCUGGGUAGCUGCAGACAAACAGGUGCACACCAUAUACAGUAUGAGAUGUAAAAUUAAUUCCAAACUAGAGGAGUACUUGACUGAUUUCCCACCUGUUAUAAAACAUCCUUACACAAGCAAUUUUGUACCUGAGCCAAUAGAUUGGGACAGGGCAAUUGAUACUAGAGAAGCUGACAAGACAGUGGGACCAAUAGAGUGGGCCAAUUCGGGUUAUGAUGAAGCUAUGAAGACAUUAAAGAGUUUCCUUGAGAAGAGAUUAAAGAUCUAUGCUGAUAAACGCAAUGACCCCACAGAAGAUGCUCUGAGCAACUUGUCUCCAUGGUUCCACUUUGGUCAGAUUUCAGCACAACGAGUUGCUCUGUGUGUUCAAGAAUACAAAUUACAGUAUACAGAGAGUGUGAAUGCAUUCUUGGAAGUAGCUAUUGUUCGACGUGAAUUAACUGACAACUUCUGCUUUUACUGUGAGAAUUACGACAAUUUAAAAGGAGCUGAUAAUUGGGCACAGAAAACUUUAGAUAAACAUAGAAAUGAUAAAAGAUCAUACAUUUAUACAUUAGAUCAACUUUCUAAAGCACAAACUCAUGAUGAUCUUUGGAACUCUGCACAACUACAGCUUGUAAAUGAAGGCAAGAUGCACGGCUCUAUCCGGAUGUACUGGGGCAAGAAGAUUCUAGAAUGGACUUUGAGUCCAGAUGAUGCACUUAAAUAUGCAAUAUACUUGAAUGAUCAUUAUAGUAUAGAUGGCAGAGACCCUAACGGGUAUGCUGGAUGUAUGCGGUCAAUAUGUGGUAUACACGACACGAAUUUUGUAGAACGGGCAGUGUUUGGUCAAGUUAGGUACAUGAAUUAUAAUGGAUGCAAGAAAAAAUUCAACAUUGACACUUUUGUUGAACGUUAUGGAGGAAAAAAACACAAGUACAUCUCUGCUAAGUAGUCUUAUUUAUUGCAUAUUAU